UUUUCCUCCUGCCAUCAUUGUGUAAUGUCUGUUAAACCCAGCUAGACGAGAUCUGUGCCUGUGCUUGUUGUCACAUAUUUUUCUGUGUUUACUCCUGUCUUGUUGAAGAGGCCGGGUAAUGUCAAAACCCCAGCAACACAGCAGCAGUACCCGACUUUUUGGGUGUUUUAUCCCUCAAAAUAUGCAUAUCAUCGCACACAGGAGAUAUUACCAUGUUAAACCUGUUUUACCUGGUGCACCUCUGAGGUGACAGGGCUAAUUUCUUUAUAUGUUUUUGAAAGCUUUACAUUCAACAAACAGGCUGGUUCUUCUCAUUAAAGACAGUCUAUACAAAAAGCCUGAGUGUCAACAGUAAGGAAUGGGGCUGAAGUUUGCACACAUGGUGCAAAGAAAAUACAAGAGCUUGCUUUGGGUGUGCUGCUGAUCCUAAAAACAGGGCAGACCUGUUCAGAGCUGUACAACAAGUUAAAGGGCCACUGUGUAGUUUUGGAGAAGAAAUUCAAACUUACAAUAUUAAUGAGGUUGGAUUACAAACUCAGAUAUAUUUAUCUUUCUCAUAACUGAAUAAACAAGCUGUUCUCAGAGGGAAGUAAGGUCCCAACUACACUGUUUGGGGAUAGAUAUGUGGCAGAGUCCGCCACAUGUACACAAAGUAAAGCAGUAUUAAAUUGUGUCAGAGCGCAUAUCUUUCUCCACUGAUUAACAUUUCUUCCCCAGAACCACAUAAUGCACUUUUAAAAUAGUAAACAAGGACAGACUUUUGGACAAGUAUUGUCUUCUUGACUUUAGAAAUAUAAAACUAGAGGUUUAAACGACUGAAUUCCAUAACAACAGAGCAGACAUCAUCUCACCUACAUGACUGAACUCUUCUGUCUGUAUGGGUUUUUAAAACAUAAAGGCCUCGUCAGUGAUGCCUUUGUUAAAAUGUGCUCAGACAAAAGAGUUGUUUAUUCAGCCAUUUAUUCAGUUUAUGGAGUUAAAGAUGAACUGAGGAAAUGUCACAUCACUUCACCUGACAGGUGUUGGAAUGAACAGGUCCAGGUCCAGCUGGGAUAAAAAAGCCGCCCAGCCUCCAGUCACCAGGUCAACUCGCAGCACCCAGACCAGACAGAGCGACCCCACGGAGACCCAGGAGUCCGGACCGGGCCUGUAUGGAAAACAACGAAAGAAGCAAACGGACUCCGCUUUGGCUCAGGACCUCAGUCAGAUGAGUGUGAGUGGACAGGACGGUUUAAGUACAAGUAAAGGAAAGAUGUCCAAAGGCAGCGGCGACUCUGUGCAGGCUGCUCAGUCCUCUGGGUCCAGAUCUGAUCUGAGCAGUCCCUCAGUGGGUUCUGCCAAGUCCUCAUCCCGGGGCGGUCUAGCCUCUGUGGCUCGUCUGGUGAAGCUCGGUCGCUGUAAGAACGUGGUGGUGGUGGCCGGAGCAGGAAUCAGCACAGCCAGCGGCAUCCCAGACUUCAGAACUCCAGGAACCGGUCUUUACGCCAACUUGGAGAAGUACAACAUUCCUUACCCAGAAGCUAUUUUCAACAUCGACUACUUCUCCAACGACCCGCAGCCUUUCUUCUCCCUGGCCAAAGCUCUGUAUCCCGGCAGCCACCGACCCAACUACAUCCACUAUUUCAUCCGCAUGCUCCAUCACAAAGGCCUGCUGCUCCGAAUGUACACGCAGAACAUCGACGGCCUGGAGAAAGUGUGUGGCAUCCCCGAUGACAAACUUGUGGAAGCUCACGGCAGUUUUGCCACAGCUUCCUGUCACCUGUGCUACACUACGUACCCUGCUGAGGAGGCGAAGCAUGCCAUAAUGAGCGACAACGUCCCCAUAUGCACAUUCUGCGCCGCAACAGUCAAACCUGACGUCGUGUUUUUCGGAGAGGACCUUCCUCAGAAGUAUUUCCUCCACACUAAAGACUUCCCCAAAGCAGACCUGCUGAUCAUCAUGGGCACAUCGUUACAGAUUGAGCCAUUUGCCAGCCUGGUGAACACGGUGCGCUCCACUGUGCCACGUCUCCUCCUGAACCGACACGCUGUGGGCCCCUUUGAGAGGGUCCCACUGCGCCGGGGAGACCACGUGGAGCUGGGCGACCUGGAGGAUACAGUACGGAGGUUUGCUGAAAUGCUCGGCUGGAAUAAUGAGAUAGAAGAGCUGAUGAGGAGUCAGGAAACACAGAGCCUCCCUGCGUUGAUAAGCAACCCUCCGUCAGUGACACCGGGUCAGAGCAGAGGAGCUUCAGAGCCUCCUGCCAGGAUGGACACAUCCAGGUCCAGACCAGGAGCUCAAAGAGGAGCCAGCAGCGGCAGCAGCGAGGAGACGGACUCAGAAACGGACAGCAAGAGCUCCGCGUCGUCCGGCCUGAGCAACUGAUGCUGCAUGCUUCAUAAACAACAGCACUGGAAAGGUUUGAGAUGGUUUCUCACUCUAAGACUGUUUCUCCCGUCAGCUGAAAACACGUUACUGUUGGGCUGGUUAUUUUCUGCUGGUGGCAAACGGUUUGUUUUCGCGUGCAUGAUAAUGGAAGUGCAUCAUCUUACCUCUGCGACUGGGAGUCACAGUCAUGUUCAUAUGUUAAUCAAAUCAACAACUACAACUUAUUAAGCUCAACAAGCACAUUUAAAGCACUUAUUAUAGAGUGAGGGUCCAUCCUGAACACUAGUAUAUAAAUGAGUCCUGUAAGGGAAAAACUCAAAUGUUUCUUCAGGUGUUUUUAUUUGUUCCAUGUCAGUAAACUUGUUCAUGUUUUGUAUCUGCACAACACUGCAUUUUAAUCAGUAUUUAAUAAACGUUGUGUAUUUUGCA
Messenger RNA from Acanthopagrus latus (yellowfin seabream), 2797 nucleotides. RefSeq lists its product as uncharacterized. The coding region runs from base 1028 to 2365 and encodes 445 amino acids. The record is from RefSeq and is a predicted model, not a curated record. NCBI's taxonomy places the organism in Eukaryota, Metazoa, Chordata, Actinopteri, Spariformes, Sparidae. Gene Ontology annotation, molecular function: NAD+ binding. The transcript has 8 exons.